This is a messenger RNA of Myotis brandtii (Brandt's bat), 471 nucleotides long. RefSeq names its product mitochondrial genome maintenance exonuclease 1-like. The annotation marks the transcript as partial. The record is from RefSeq and is a predicted model, not a curated record. Gene Ontology annotation, molecular function: single-stranded DNA exodeoxyribonuclease activity. Gene Ontology annotation, cellular component: mitochondrion. The transcript has a single exon. NCBI's taxonomy places the organism in Eukaryota, Metazoa, Chordata, Mammalia, Chiroptera, Vespertilionidae. Gene Ontology annotation, biological process: mitochondrial DNA replication.
UCAAAGCGAUUUUCUGUAGAACUAUCCCCACAUCUGGGUUUCUCCACGUCCUCUUAUUCAUGUGGCCAGAGGAAAAAAGUGAACCCUUAUGAAGAGGUGAACCAAGAAAAGUACUCUGAUUUAGUACAGUCUGUCUUGUCAUUCAGAGGCCCUGCUCAGACUCCAGAAUCGUUGUUCGAGGAAGAUUCUUUACUCUAUGGACCUGUGAGUAAGUGUAAACCCCCAAAGCAAGAUGAGGAAGCAAGAGUUCCAGGAAACUGGUUUCCUCUCUUCAAUCCAGAGAGAAGCUGCAAACCAAAUGCAACAAGUGCUGCGACAGUUCCUUUGAAAAUCCCUUUGCAAAGGAAUAAGAUACCAAGUGUGACCCGGGUCCUUCAGCAGACCAUGACAUCAGAACAGAUUUUCUAUUUGGAGAGGUGGAAGCAGCGGAUGAUUCUGGAACUGGGAGAGGAUGGCUUUGCAGAAUAUACU